Cladophialophora psammophila CBS 110553 is the source of this 1920-nucleotide messenger RNA. RefSeq lists its product as uncharacterized. The transcript is spliced from 2 exons. NCBI's taxonomy places the organism in Eukaryota, Fungi, Ascomycota, Eurotiomycetes, Chaetothyriales, Herpotrichiellaceae. The record is from RefSeq and is a predicted model, not a curated record. Bases 1 to 1920 code for a protein of 639 amino acids.
AUGCAAGGUUGGCCGCCGGCAGGCUUCCUGUUGAAGCGAUGGGAAGAAGAAAUCGAUUCCAAAAUUGGGAAAAUUCUCGGUGACGAGGAAAACCAGUCUCUGGUGCGGGAUUCAGGCGGAUUGGGCUACACCUGUUCCCAUGUAUUGCUCAUGCUGAGUAGGACGAGGAGGGAGGAGGCAGAGGCCUUCGUCAUCUGCUACCAUGAGGAGAAAAAGAAAGCCAAGGGGGCUGUAAAGGUCCUCAAAACAAACAAAGAAAUGGAGAGGUUUGGGUUCGAAUACCUUGCUGUGAAGGGGCCAUUGAUCUUCACUGGUGAUGGCCCAUUGGAAGAACCUCACACUGAACACCUUGUUUGGAAUAUUGACAGCGUCUGCGGAAAGCAUGUCCUUGCUUGUAGACCUCCAAUCGACAGCCAAACUCAGGGCAUACGAGCAACACUGGGUGGGGUGCUCAGAUUCGGCCCAGAGAGCUAUUACGGGCUAACAUCGGCCCAUAUCUUCUUCAACUUACCUGAUCGAACAAAACAAUCGACAAGUAGCAGCGAGGAUAGGGGUGCUUUCGAAAGCGCUGGAAAGCAAGCCGAGUCGGGGUCUGGUGCCGAAAUCAGGCUCCAUCCGAGCAACGUCAUUCCGAAAACGCCAGCUUUUCAUGCCAUGUUUUCCAUUGGCAUAAAAGACGAAGGAUAUGAUUCUGAAGAACGGCAUCUAACAUUGAAGGCCUCGGAUCAGCAUAUUGGCAACAACAACCUUUACCACCGCUCAACAGCCAUUGACACCACUAGGGUCUACAAUCCUUCUCUGGAUUGGACACUGUUUGAAAUCACGAACCCUCGAUUUUGGCGUACAAACACUGUUAAGUUCUCACAGAACCACAGCGUCAUCCCACGUCCAGGUUAUAACAGAACCCGCGCUCCUCUCGGCAAUCUUAUUGUACUGAGUGGUCCCAGUGGGCCCAGGGAAGGUGUCGGCAUAGGGAUGAAAUCUAACAUCUGCCUGCCAUGGUCAGGGAAAUUUGUCCCAGCGUGGCUGUUGGAUUGCGAGUUAGGCGUCGGUUCCUGUGGCUCAUGGGUCAUUGAUCCGGAGUCUGGAGUCAUAUGCGGCAUAAUCAUCGCGGGUAGCCCUCAGACCGGUCUGUCGUGGAUGUUACCAGCUGAUCCAAUCUUCAAGGAUGUGUUAGAGAAAUGGCAAGAUUCAUAUGAGGCUCCUCAGGACGUUUUUCAGAUUUCCAGGUAUAUGCCGAUUAAUUUCGAAGUCGGUGAAGACAGAGGUCCUAAAGAAACAAGGAAUCAUGAUGGCGGACAGGGGUCAUUGCCCCGGGUCGUGUUGCCUCAGCUCGUGCCUUCGUCGCUGGCGGAGACAGCGAGCCCUUCCAGACCCAGCUCGAUGCUUCCCACGAUGUCCGAAGCUGGGAGAAUCUACGAGCCGUCUGUGAUCUCAUCAGAUCCCUCGAAUUUUCCUAAAUCAACCGAUUAUACAGUCUCGGAGCCGGAGAGCAGCAUGACCUCCGACCCUGCGCAUCAACACCAGCGUAUGGAGCAAUGGACGGCUUCAAAAACUGAUGAGAAAGGUGUCUUGGGCCUUCCAGAUGUCGCGUUCGAGUUCGUGGACAAAUGCUCAAACGACUUCGGCCCCUGCUAUAAAUUCAUGAUGAAGCAUCCGCACGUACUCUCGGUCCCUGUGGAAUCAUUCAUCAACGCUGCCUCAGCUGCCCAGGCAAAAAAUCUCGGCGGACUCGUGCGCAGCUGCAUCACCAAGGCAGUAAUGCUUCAGAAUUACACCUCCAGGGUUUUCGUGGAGGAGGUCUUGAAGGAGUAUUUCGAACCGCUCAUCAACGGUGACCAAGAAGCCGUGGGAGAGUUUUUCGCUCGCAGGGACCAGCUUUAUAGACAAAUCAGAGAACAGUCAGGAUCUCAGCAAUGA